Fonticula alba is the source of this 2145-nucleotide messenger RNA. RefSeq lists its product as hypothetical. Bases 197 to 1936 code for a protein of 579 amino acids. NCBI's taxonomy places the organism in Eukaryota, Rotosphaerida, Fonticulaceae. The transcript has 3 exons. The record is from RefSeq and is a predicted model, not a curated record.
CCCUCCUCCUCGCCCCCCCCCCUCCCCGCCUUGCCUCCGUCCCCUCCCCCUGCGCCUCAGUGUCACGCGCUGCCGUUGUCGCCAGACUGGCAUCUCCGCCAUUUCGCGCUCCACCCUCCCGCAUCUUCUUCGUGCAGGACUGAGCUCCCGCCUGGCUGUCACCCCUUCGCAAGCAGCACCUCCCCCCGCUCCGCGAAUGGUCCCCCCCGUGUCUUCCCUCCCGAUUCCCACCUUCACACACCGCGUGGACCCGCAACCGGAGCGGGCAUACCCCUUUCCGAAUGACAGUUUCUACGAGGUGGCCGGACGCUUUUACCAUGCCCUGCGUGAGCUCCGGCAUCUGAACCGUCCGGGGGAUCUCCUCCAGCGCGCGGCCCCGGUCGAUGGCACCCUUCCGCCGACUCCCACGGCGCCGGUGCCCGACAGCGGUGGUGGCGGCGGCGGCGGUGGACGCCUGCAAUUUGACAUCGCCUACGAACAUUCCCAUGCCCCGACAUCGGCCGAGCUGGCCCGCGUCCGCCGUGCCGUGCUGGACAUCCACUCGCCCGAUUACAUCCGCUGGCUGGUCGAGGCAUCGGAGUACUGCUGCCCGCGCAGCCAGACCAGCGCAGCGCGUGCCCGCCUGGAAGCCCUGGCCUUGCGCAACCCCAGCUCCUCGCAGCUGCUGCACCUGCAGUCAGUGGUGCAUGGCCUCGAGCGCCAUGGCUCGUCUUCCUCCGAUUCCGAUGAUUCCUACUCCGAUGGCGAGGGUGGUCGCUUGCGGGCCGGGUACAGUGGCUUCCGCGACCCGGCCAUCGUUGACUCCGAUGAGGAGGGCCACACCAUCAUCGCCGAUGUCAUGCCCCCGCACCAGAGCCAGCAUACCGGGCGCAAGGGCAUCCGGCCGCCGCUGCUGGACGAGUCGUUCCCCGAUUCGCAGGCCGGCUUUUGGAUUUACGAUGCGUGGACACCGAUUACCUCCCUGACUCUGCAAGCGGCGCUCAUGUCCUCGCAUUGUGCCAUGCGCGCGGCAGAUACCUUGGUGAAGAUGAUCGCCGCCGGGUCGGCCUCAGGGCAAGCCGGCGGGCAUCUGCCCAUCAGCUACUCGCUGGCUCGGCCGCCGGGGCACCAUGCCUCUUCCGGUCGUGGUGGCGGCUACUGCUAUUUCAACAACACCGCCGUGGCGGUGCGUUACAUGCAGGGGCUCCUCGCGGGAACCACCGGCCCCGACACCAAACGCCCCCGUGUGACCAUCCUCGACAUCGACUACCACCAUGGUAAUGGCACGCAGGACAUCUUCUACGAGGAUCCCUCCGUGCAGUAUGUGUCCCUGCAUGCCUCGCCCUCCUUCGGUGGGGAGCCCUACUUCUCCGGGCACGCCGAGGAGACUGGCGCCGGGCCGGGGGUCGGCUUCACGGUCAACAUCCCCCUGGCUCCGCCGAUCACCGAUCGCCGGUACUUCCGGGCCCUUGCUCGCCGGGCUCUGCCGGCCAUCCGGGACUUCGCCCCCGAGGUGGUGGUCGUGUCUCUCGGGUGCGACAUCACUCGGGUCGAUCCGCUCGCGCACAUGGGCGGCAUCGGUGACCAAACCCUCGCCCGUGUGGGCCAGGCUGUCCGGUCUCUCGGCCGCCCGGUGCUGGUCAUUCACGAGGGCGGCUACAACUCCAAGACAAUCGGUCGGUCCAUCGCGUCCUUCUUUUCCGGCCUUGUGAAUGACCUUCCCACCGCAGAGGGGCUCCUGGCACACACCGACAACCCGGUCGAGGAUGUGGGCAGCGACGCGGACAUCCCACUUGAGGACGUCGGCCACUUUGAGCAGUGCGACACGAUCGCCGAUGGGUAUGUGCCAGCCCAGCGUGAUGAGCGUCUGCUCCAGGCGGAGGUCGCCAGCGCUCACACUUGGCAGGAUUCCUGGAUCACUGGUGACGCGCUGGACGAUGUCGACCACUGCCCCUGAGUAGAGGGGGGGAGGCCACAACGAACAAGCAGAGAGAGAUGGCUGGGCGGUCGGAACCGGAAAGCCGAAAAAGAAAAAAAAAGAACAAGCGCCCUUCCCCUCCCGGGGGUGGUGACCGCGCCCAAUGCAUAUUUCUUUCCGCGCUCACACUUGCCCAGCCCUCGGUCUGCGCCGAGCCAAAUACACUGUCCAACUCCACCGCAGGCAGA